Messenger RNA from Linum trigynum, 2514 nucleotides. NCBI's taxonomy places the organism in Eukaryota, Viridiplantae, Streptophyta, Magnoliopsida, Malpighiales, Linaceae. The record is from the annotation of a GenBank genome assembly.
AAAACCCCACAGGAAAGCUGAACGCUUCAGUCUUUGUAUUGGAGACUGGAAACAUAAUCAGAUCCAUUCUCUUUCUCUCUCCCCUCCACUCUCCAGCAUCAUUUCUUUUGCAUUUUCGGCCCCAAACAUUUUAAUAUCAGCAUGAUUUCAUCACUACGCACGCUGUAUUAAUAUCCCCCACAUGCCCAAUCCCUCUCCCCCAAAACCCAAAUGUCAUUAUAUUAUUAUUAUUAUUAUUAUAUAUAAAUGAGAUUUAACAAACAAUACCAAGAAAGGUAGCUUGCAGCAGUUUUCUAGGCUCUCCCCAAAAAGCAACGCAAGCUAGCUACUCUGUUUUGUUUCUGUUUUUUUGGGGUUUGAUUUUAGGAGAAGAAGAAGAGGAAGCUUCAGUGCAUUUUACUUACGCUACUGUUGUUGGAAGAGCUUUGGAAAUGGCGACGAGAAGCUAAAGGAAAAGGAAAACUGCUAGUUCCGAUCUCAACCAGGGAAGAAGGGAAUGGCGAUUUCAGGAAGCUGUUGCCUGGACACAACAACAACAGCAAGAAACCAAAGGUGUAGUCGGAAGAAUCAAAAUUGCAGCUGCCGCCUUCUCGAUCUCAGAACAGGACAAGCACAGCAACGACAACAAGAAGUAGCCCACCCGCAGCAAUGUAGCAGGCAGCGAGACUUACAAACUACAUCGACAACAACAUCAACAGAAUCCUCAGAUUCAGGGCUAGAAACGAAAACCCAGAAGCUCAAUUUCUCGAAUGAAGGCGUGGCGGAGUGCAGCCCGUUUUGUCACGCUAGCAACGGCAGCAUCAUCAUCAACAAAGGGAAAAUCUCCCCUGUUUUCCUCUGUUUCCUUCUUCUCUUCCUAAUUUCCCCUUCUUCCCCAAUUUUCACAUUCGUUGUCUCCUCUGAGACCGGGAACAACGGAACCCACCAAAUUUUGCACCCUGGGGAAGAGUUACAGAAGUUGAAAAGCAUCAGGGAGCGACUCAACAAGAUCAACAAGCCUCCUGUCAAGACGAUUCAGAGUCCUGAUGGCGAUGUCAUAGAUUGUGUUCCGUCUCACCAGCAACCCGCUUUCGAUCAUCCCCAAUUGAAAGGCCAGAAGCCAUUGGAUCCACCAGAGAGACCAGAGGGGCAUAGUCAAGCAUCAACAGCAGGGAGUGCAGAAGAGAAUUUCCAGGCGUGGAGGCUGUCGGGGGAAUCGUGCCCAGAAGGAACGAUUCCGAUCAGAAGAACGUCGGAAGAGGAUAUGCUGAGGGCAAGCAGUUUCAGAUCAUUUGGGAAGAAGCUCAAGGGGCACGUCCGCAGAGACACCAACAGCAAUGGCCAUGAGCAUGCAGUUGGAUAUGUGAGCGGCGAUCAAUACUACGGAGCCAAGGCAAGCAUAAACGUGUGGGCUCCGUCGGUGGCGAACCAAUACGAGUUCAGCCUGUCGCAAAUGUGGGUCAUCUCCGGCUCCUUCGGCGACGAUCUCAACACCAUCGAAGCUGGUUGGCAGGUUAGCCCUGAACUGUAUGGGGACAACUACCCCAGGUUCUUCACGUACUGGACUACAGAUGCUUAUCAAGCAACUGGGUGCUACAAUUUACUCUGCUCAGGAUUCGUCCAGACCAACAGUCGAAUCGCGAUCGGAGCCGCCAUUUCCCCAACUUCCUCGUACACCGGUGGCCAAUUCGACAUUAGCUUGUUGAUUUGGAAGGACCCGAAGCACGGGAACUGGUGGCUGGAGUUCGGGUCGGGCGUGCUGGUGGGUUACUGGCCGUCUUUCUUGUUCACGCACCUGCGGGAGCACGCGACGAUGGUGCAGUUCGGAGGGGAGACGGUGAACUCGCGGGCGUCGGGGUUCCACACGGCGACGCAGAUGGGGAGCGGGCACUUCGCCGGGGAAGGGUUCGGGAAGGCGUCCUACUUCAGGAACCUGCAGGUGGUGGAUUGGGACAACAACCUCAUCCCUCUCUCCAACCUCAAGCUGCUCGCCGACCACCCAAACUGCUACGACAUCCAAGGCGGGAUCAACACAGUCUGGGGGAACUACUUCUACUAUGGAGGCCCUGGCAGAAACAUCAGAUGCCCUUAAUUAAGGAUUUUUCUUCUUGCGGUGGGUUUUUCUCUCAAAUUGAGGAUUUGGGUUUUUCUUCUUCUUCGUAAUUAAUUAAUUAAUUAAUUUCUCUCAAAUGCCCCUCACGAUCUCUGCCUGGUGUUUAAUUUCCGUUCGGAAGUACUAAUGGGGGAUGCGUUGACUAUACAAAUCAUUGGUUAGGGUUUGUUUUCUUCUGUAAAUUUAAGCCAAAAAAAAAGGGAGGAAAUUGUAGUGGUGGAAACACUAAUUAAAUAUAUAUAUUAUUAUGCUACAUACAAACUAUAUAUAUAUGGUUUGUGAGCUCAGUUUUGUGGAGGAAGAAAAUAAACUAUUUGUUGUGUGUGGAAAAUAACUAUCUUCAGUUAUGGUAAUUUUGUUCAUCUUCUCUCUUGUCAUUUUUAUGGAAGAUUUUCCUAGGAGUAUAAAAUGUUAACGGUAUA